This is a messenger RNA of Aspergillus terreus NIH2624, 2487 nucleotides long. RefSeq lists its product as uncharacterized. Lineage: Eukaryota; Fungi; Ascomycota; Eurotiomycetes; Eurotiales; Aspergillaceae. The record is from RefSeq and is a predicted model, not a curated record. Bases 1 to 2487 code for a protein of 828 amino acids. The transcript is spliced from 3 exons. Gene Ontology annotation, molecular function: protein binding.
AUGGCGCCGAGAUAUCAUACUGACGCUUGGCUAGUUCUCUUUACUGCGCUCUCUCAACGCCGCAACCUCUUGUUUGUUGCGUACAGCCAUCAGAUCUAUGUCUGGGAACCAGCCGGGUCAUUUCAGACCCUUGGUUCCAAACCCGAGAUGAAGAUCACUCCAGUGAUGAAAGAUCCUUAUAGUGAUGGUUACAUAUCGCCAGCCACGCCACAUGCAAUCAACAAUAUCCUUGUAGAUGAUUUGGGCCGCGAGGAAGUCCUCCUUCUUGUCACUGAUUCUGGAAACGUCUGUGGCUACCGUGUUGAGGCUAUCUACUCAGCGUUGAAGAGAGCCGCAGAGAACAAGGAAGAACGCCCACUGGACGGCUCCCAAGUGGAUCCUUUCUUUGUCGAGUAUGUCGAUGCCAGCGCUUGGGGCCUGGCCAUUCACAAGUUCGCCCGUCUUAUUGCUGUAUCGGCGAACACAGGCCUCAUAACCGUCUUUGCGUUUGCGCUGGUCAAUCCCGCAUCGACUAAGAGCGACGACUCGGACCACCACUAUGCGGGGGAUGAAGGGAAUGGCGAUGGUGACUUUACCGAUUAUGGCCAGACUUGGCUGCAUAUCAAAAAUAACGAUCAGUUUGCCCAACUCCGCCAUCUGAUGCCAGAGGAACACCGCACGCGGAACAUCAAGUUGACAUACACGGGGCACUUCUCCAACAUCCCCUCCAUCUCUUUCCUGAACUGCGAUCUUGACCCGAAUGGGACCUGGAUGGUCAGCACUGAUAUCGACAAUAAGCUUUUGGUGUGGAAGAUCUGGGAGAGCCUCGGACCGUUUAAUGUGUAUCACUUCAACGAUAUCACAUUCAAAUCCUUUCCCCAGACACUUCGCAAUGAGUACGCACCCUGUUUUUCCCUUUAUACUCUUUUUAUCUCUACUGACGGAUUCAGUAGCGAACGUGGCUGGUCGGUCAUAGCUCUCGACCCACGAACCUUCCACCUCGUCAAAUCUACAGAGCAAGCGUGUGGCGGUCAACCACAACGCCGGCUCAAGAACGGACAAGCGGUUCUUGAUUUGACAAAGCUCAGGAACCGAGUUCCGAAUGCGUCUCGUCUUUACAACUACUUCCCUCCUGCAGCCAAGACAGAGCCAGACCAGGCUGUCUUGCCGGACAUCUUUGAUGCCGAUUGCUGCAUCAACAGUUCCUCAACUGCCAAUCAUCGGUUCUCUGACAAUCCCUCGGCGUCGAAUGUCACCAUGCCCGAUGCACAUCAACCCAAUGUCGACACUCGAAAUCUCCGUCCUUCAAAUUCAGCCGAUACAUUCAGCCACAGAGCUGUUGAUGGUUCAGUGCGUGACAACCUGAGCUAUGAUAGCGGGUCCGACGAAGAUAUGGAUGUCCAACCAACUCCCAGUCAGCAUAGCGGUCUCGUCGGCGGUAAUCGGAUUCUCCAGACCCUCGAGGACUCGGAUGAACCUUCAGACAAUGCUAUAAUACAGGGUGGUCCAGGCCCCCUGACAACUCCCGAGUUCUUACAGUUUGCUCUCCUCGAGGCGCUCGGUGGAGAUAUCCCAGAAGCGGAGGAAUACUUUGGCGAAUAUGCCCUCGAUGAAGACACGGACGGUCUCUUCAUGGUUGACGCGGCAGGAGACUCUUCCGAUGACGACAUGUCACCCGCAGGGGCAGUGUACCAGGUCCUUGACCCUCCAAUGAACGCAAACUUCCCAAUUCUACACUUCUCACAAACCGACAUCCGCCUCAUCCCCCAUCCCUUUGCCCCCCACGCAAGCGUCGUCUGUGGCGAACCCCUCCGACAACCCUUCACCCACCCCAUCACCUCCAUCCGGGCCUGCGAUCGCUUCAAUAUGGUCAAAUACAUCCCCGAACACGGCAUCGUCGUCGCAGCCUCCCAGAAAGGCCGCGCCGCCAUCAUCGCCCUGACCGAAUCCAAAGACACCGGCCUCACCUUCCGCCUGGACUGGGUCGUCCCCUUCGAAAGCCAAGAGAAGUACGGCGACCGUCCGCUGAUCCCCCUACUCGGCAUGAGCGUCAGCCCCAUCCAGGGCUUUGAGAUGCCCCCAGACGUGCCGUAUAUUCCGCGCGCCGUGAGCGACAGCAACCUGUCAUUCCACUACAGACCUACCACCGAAGGCGAUACCUCCAGUCAGAGUGGCUCCUCGGCGCAUCGUCCAGGUGACGAUGCCAACGUGUCAUCUGAGCUCGGUGAUCGCAGCGAUUCCAGCCCCUCCACGCCGGUGCUCAAUCCCCGCGACGGGUCCUUGUCCGACACAGCACAACAGCCGCCGCUCACGCUGCCGGAGUGUCAUGCCAAAGCCACGCGUGCCUACCAACCCGAGGAGCGCUGGCGCGGUUGGAAUCCGUCUCGUCGGUACCGUCUGCUUCUCAUGUAUGCGGAUCAUACUGUCAUGAGCUACGAGUUCUGGUACAAUUGGAGUACUACUGAAACUUCCGCGGAUGAAAGCGAGGACGACUAUCUUGUUGUCUAG